AUGUUCCGCCACCCCUCUGCAAGGACUCAGGCGGCCAUCUCUCGCAUGGUAAGCAUGGCUGCCGCUGCCACCCCUCCUCUCUCCCUGUCACUUGCCACGUACGCGUCACCAGGAGCUCCCUCGACACCUCCCCGCCAACAAGAACCUCCUCCUCGCUCACGCUCUCCUUUCAUGCCCUCGAAGUCUGUUUCACGUCCCUUCCACCGUCUACUUCGCCACCCUUUUCCCCUCCCGUCACCUCGAAAUUUGCUCAACACCUCAACCCCACGCCGCGCUCUCGAGCCGUUCGACGAAGCGAUGGAGCUGACCGACGAGGACCUCGAAGCGAUGGAGCUCCCUGACGAUCCCUCAAGCUCGAACCUCCCACGCACCCGCUCGCCGACGGAGCUCCCUGCGUCCAAGAAACCCUGCGUUGACGUCGACCCCUGCCUGCCGUCCCAGGACUCGGCGGCCGCCACAUCCAGAGUCAUGGAAGAACAGGCAGUCUUACCCGAGACGCCCGAUCCGCAGCCCACCAGCACGAACGCCUCUGCAGCUGCCGUCUACGCCUCCGCACUGAGCGACAUGAACCCUACCCCAACGACCCCCGGCCCGAGCUCCCUUGCCCCACAUGGCCUUGCCGAGGCUGCUGAUACGAACAAUACGGUGACCCCGCCUGCGGAGACGCCCCCCGAACCAGAGCUGCCGCGCUCCUCUCGUCAGCCGGCUCCGCCCCCCCCGAUGCUGCCACCGCCUGUCCUCCUGACGAGCAGCCGUUCUGUGGUCACCCUGAUCUUCCCAGAAGCAGGUGCUGACGCCAUCCGCGCCACGCUCAUCGCCAAAAUCCUCGCGAAGCUGAAGCCCUCCCUUUUCGACUGCAGAUACGUUCCCGACUCCCGCCCCACUAACGGCGAGACCAUGCGCUUCGCGGGACGGUCCUACGCGACGAUCUGCGUCUCCUGGCCGACCCAGCAAUCUGCUGACGAGUUCCUAGCCAUCUUCAACCACCCCAUCGAGCUCUCACCGGGCCGCUCCAUCUCGGUCAAACCGUACACUGACCCCUACCCCGAUUUCACCAAGGCCAAGGCGGACGGCUCCCCCAUUCUCUCCCUGCGCCGAGUCCCUGCCCGCUUCGAAGAGGCGAAUCUCCUUGCUUACCUGGUGCCCGAUUGGCUGGCGGGCAUCAAGUCCUUCCACCGCAUGCAAGACCCCUACGAUGGGGUAUUUCUCCUCAUUCUCACCGGAAUCCCAGUUCCGCUCCCCACAGAUCCGGACUUUGGCACCAUUCCGGCUCGGAUUCCCGUAGGCGGUAACGACCCUGACAUUCUCGUCAACAUCUCCACUCACGUCUGUUCCAUCUGCGCAAGCAACCACCGCGUGGAGGACCACGCGAUCUUCCCCU
Molecule: messenger RNA, 1381 nt
Organism: Closterium sp. Naga37s-1
Lineage: Eukaryota; Viridiplantae; Streptophyta; Zygnematophyceae; Desmidiales; Closteriaceae
Source: the annotation of a GenBank genome assembly